AUGGUGGACGAGCGCGACCUCGUCGUAGAGGCAUCGGAGCAGCCUGUCCAAGUGAGGCUUCCAAAGGCAUACGCCGGGGGGCUCGCCAGUGAGUUCGAGGAUCUCCCGGAAGCUCAGGUGCUCCAGAUGACUGUGGAAUUGACAACUGGAGAUGAACAGGUUGACGACCUGCUUAAAAGUCUAAGGACACUCGAUGAGCAGAGCAGGAGCGCAUCACAUCAAAAUACGACAUAUCGCGACAAACAACAAGUCGGUUCUCUCAACUCCACAGCUUUCAAGAUGCCCACCAAACGUCAGAACACCGCGCGCGACGAAUCCGACAGAGAACGACAGCGAAAUAUGACAGAGUUCUUCGGUGUUGAUUCAGCCCCUGAGCAACCCCCCAGCCCAGCACUCACCACCGCCAUCAACAAUACUCGCCGAGCUCAAGGCCCUGGACAAAGACACCACCCUCAUGACAUGGAAGCGCCUGGUCAACGGAUAUACCGACAAGUCUUCGGCCGAAGAACCUCGCUGGCUGUCUACCCUCAUAGGAGGGAGGGAGCCCGAUUGCUGGCGGCUAGACUGGCUCUGGUUUGA
Fusarium graminearum PH-1 is the source of this 579-nucleotide messenger RNA. RefSeq lists its product as uncharacterized. The record is from RefSeq and is a predicted model, not a curated record. Bases 1 to 579 code for a protein of 192 amino acids. NCBI's taxonomy places the organism in Eukaryota, Fungi, Ascomycota, Sordariomycetes, Hypocreales, Nectriaceae. The transcript has 2 exons.